This is a messenger RNA of Amphiprion ocellaris (clown anemonefish), 2943 nucleotides long. Its product is annotated as serine/threonine-protein kinase NIM1-like. The coding region runs from base 274 to 1644 and encodes 456 amino acids. The transcript is spliced from 4 exons. The record is from RefSeq and is a predicted model, not a curated record. Gene Ontology annotation, cellular component: cytoplasm. Lineage: Eukaryota; Metazoa; Chordata; Actinopteri; Pomacentridae. Gene Ontology annotation, biological process: protein phosphorylation; microtubule cytoskeleton organization; intracellular signal transduction. Gene Ontology annotation, molecular function: protein serine/threonine kinase activity; tau-protein kinase activity; ATP binding.
AGCUGGUGAAGAAGAGGAGUUCCACCAUAGCAGCAGCUGGACAGGCAGUUUACUAUCUAAGAAACAACCUCUUGGAACAUUUUUCCUGAUGCAUGCAGAUGGUUUUAAAUUUAUUUAUUUGUCAUGCUGCUCACGUUUGUUCAGACAACUUUUUUCUUGCAGCGUUUGUUUUGUGGAAAUUAGUUUUCUUAGUAAUUUACCACUCUUUUAUUUUCUAAAAUCCCCAAAAAGACAGAAAGCGAAGAAACACGGAGUACCUUCUGGAUAGGAAUCAUGUAUGUGAACAACAGAAACAAUAACAUCAACACAGAAAGAAGUAAGAAGAACAUAAAAGGGAAAACAUGGGCUCACUUGAAGACAACUCCACGUCAGGAGGAAAUCUUCACUCUUCCGUCCCCAAAGGUGGGCAACAAGGUGGAGACGAAGGAGAACAUGACAGAUGAUGAGGAGGUGAUCCGGCGCACAGCACUGGGGAAGGCCCUGUAUGAUCUGACCCAUUCAGAGAAGGUGAUGAAUGAUCUGACGUUUGGACGGCGAGUGGGACUGUACGAGCUGAGGGGGGAGAUCGGCUCUGGCAAUUUCUCCCAGGUUAGAUUGGGAAUACAUGACCUGACCAAAGAAAGAGUGGCAGUAAAAAUCCUGGAUAAAGUGCGUUUGGAAAAACGCUCGCAGGCUAUUUUUGCCUCUGAAAUCUCUUGCAUGGAGAAGCUGGCCCACCCGAACAUAGUGCGCCUGUUUGAGGUGGUGGAAACAUUUAAGCGGCUCUACCUGGUGAUGGAGUAUGCCAGUGGAGGGGAGCUGUUCUCCCGGAUCACCAGCAGAGGGCGCCUGUCAGACCUGGAGAGCAAGCUGGUGUUCUCACAGGUCCUCUCUGCAGUGAGACACAUGCAUGAUAAUGACAUUGUCCAUAGGGACCUGAAGGCUGAGAACGUCUUUUACACCAGCACCUACUGCAUUAAAGUGGGUGACUUUGGUUUUAGUACAUCUUCUUGUCUCAGUGAUGUUCUCCACACGUUCUGUGGCUCGCCGCCUUAUGCAGCCCCUGAGCUGUUCAAAGAGAAAGGCUACAUUGGUCAAUAUGCAGAUAUUUGGGCAUUAGGUGUUUUGCUCUACUUUAUGGUGACGGCCACUAUGCCAUUCAAGGCUACUAACACAGGCAGACUGAAGUGCUGUAUCCUGCAGGGCUCUUAUUCCAUUCCCUCCUUUGUUCCACAAUCAUGCCAGGAAAUCAUUAAGGGCCUCCUACGACCAGUUCCUCUAGAUCGCCUCACUAUGCCACAGAUCAUGGCCAGUGACUGGAUGAGAGGCAUCGAAUACCCCCAGGCCUACCCUGCUUGUAGGGCUACACCCUCCCAUCUGGUUGAGUCUAACUGCAUCCUCACUUCUGAUGAAUUAAAUGUGAAGGCGAUGCUGGAGGAUCUUGGCAUCACCAAAGUCCAUCUUCUCAAUAACAGUCGAGACUUGACAAGCCCCAUUACUGGGGCCUAUCGGAUUUUGCUACAUCGAAUCCAGAAGAGGAGCUCUGUGGAAGCUGUGGGUUAUAUCCAGACAUGCACCAAUGAAUCCCAGAACAGACUCAGAUGGAGAGCCGGCUCAGAUGGCCUGCUAAACAAGCACCAGUCUGUUGUCUGCACCAUCAUGUAGUUUAGUUUCUUCAAAAAAAGAGCUCAACAAUUUGGAGAAUGUGGUUGUUUACUUUCCUUCUGAAAUGAGAAAAUUGAAACCGCUGUCAUGUCUGUGCUUUAAUAUGAACUGAGAGCCAGGACGCAGUUAGUCUAGUUUAGCAUUGCUACUCCAGCUCUCACAAAAGCUAAAUACAUACAUCUAGCAGCAACUCUAACGCUCACUAAUUAAUAUGUUGAACUCUGUUUGUUUAAUCAACACAAACAGCAACAUCAAACCCAAAUGUGUGGUUUUAGGAAGAGGGUUUUCUAUAACAGCUGCCCUGUUGUCACAUGAGGUUUCUAAAAGGGAGAACACGGUUUCAUUUUCGAAUCUGUCUGUGAAAAUAUGGCCUCAUGAAUGCAGGUAUACACAGUGGCAUACCGCAUGACUGCACUUGGCACUCCUUUGCCCACUAAAAUAGCAUCAACAGUAUGUACAAUGUGAGCUGCAAUAAAACCAACUGAGCAUUAAAGUUCCAAUGAGGGCUGACAGUGACCCCGAAGUUACACCAUCAGUAAGGAAGCAGGAAUGUGGAACUAUCUAAGGCCUCAAUCACUUUAUUUACUUUUUUGUGCUUGAUUUUGCCAGAUCGUUAUAUCCAGUGUUCAGUUUUUAGGUUUUCUAUUCAUCUUUUCCUAAAACCUAUAUAUUAUUUUUUGGUCAUUAACUCGGUGAGAUAAAUUUAAAUCCGUGCUGAGUAGCAAUAUUUUCCAGAGACGAAAUAUGGAGAAGAAAAAUAUUGUUUAGAGGCAAUUAUCAAUAAACAUCAGGUACAAUAAUGAUGAACAAGAGAAUUGUCAUGUUUGUCCAUCUUACCAGUUUACUGGAAAGUAAAAAGUCAUAAUUAAUAUUGAGGUCAUAAUACUGCAGAACAUUUCCAAAAUGUCCUUCCUGAGGUUUUCUUUAAAUGAGAAUCACAAAUUUAUAUCUGAAAUGAUAGAAUUACAUUAGAUUAUUUCUGCUAAAUUGUGAUUUUUUUCUCCAUCUCUUUAUAUGUUCAUAUGUACAACAGCUUUAAUGUUUUUAAAAAGCAAAAAAUAUGUGCAGUUUUGCACUGUAAAAUAUUAGAAUUUUGCUCUUAAAUUUACUAAAGUGAAUCACCUUCACCUGCACUGAUAAGUAAUGAAACACUCUCUAGUCACAUAUUGAAAUAAUAUAUUGGAUUUAGUUCAUCUACUGCUCAGGGUUAUGGCAAGUUUGGAUAUUACGGUAGAUUAGGUUGCAUAACAUAUGGCAAUAAAUAUAAUGUCAUUUCCCAAUUACUUUGUGGUGUGUAUU